AUGGAUUAUGCUAGACCCAUUCGAGCCCUGAACAACACCGACGAACGAAAGUAUUGGAUACUUCUCAUCACGUGCCUCACAACGAGAUACACCUGUGUGGAAUUGGCAGUCUCACUGGACACCGACACGUUGCUUACACUUCUUCGCCGAUUCUGCAGUCAAUACGGAGUGCCCAAGGAGAUUCGAACGGAUAACGGAGCUCAGUUCACCAUGCUCUCCGCAGUCACCAAAGAAGCCCAAAAACAACUGCAUCUGCUGUCAAUUUCUCAAGAUCUACCUGUUUCCGCUUCAUUCCUGCACUGUCACCAUAAAGCGGAGGGAUGUACGAGAGAAUCGUCGCACUCAUCAAUAAUGUUUUGAUUCGUUCGGGAGCUACUCGAACAUUGAUGCAAGAGGAAGACUUACGCACGCUCCUCAAAGAAGCUGAGUCAAUCAUCAACGACCGACCACUCACAAGCGUCAGCAACGAAGACAUAGGCCCAUUACGUCCAGUGGACUUCGUUUUUCCAAGUCGCAGAUCACAAGGACUCCUCACAGUCGACGAAGCUCUAGAUCCAAGUCCGUUCAACAAUUCUCACGGCAUCCUCAUCGAUAAUUGGAUGAAGACUAGUUCGCUAACGGACUAUUCUAAUCAUCGCUGGAGAGAGGAGUACGUGCAACUACUUCAAGAACGGAAUCAAGUGCAUCAUAAGCCAGACAGACUGGCCAGUCGCGCUCCACUGAAAGUCGGAGAAAUAGUAUUGUUCGAGAGUGAUAAGCACAAGUUCAACUGGCCGAUGGCUCGAGUCGAUGUGGAUCCCGAUCAGCCAAACAGUUUUGCCCCGCGACAAAAGAGACCAUCGAGCGACCAUACAAGAAGAUCUAUCAAUUGAAACUCAGCGUGCCCGACAAGCAAGACACUCCAACUACAGAACACCACGAAUCGGGAACUUCAAGUCAACCAGAUAAGCCGCAAUCCACGUCUCAACGAAAGGUCAGCACCAAUGCCUCACGGAGAAGAGGAUCAACUACUACAACGAUGACUAUUCUGACAUUGGCGAUGUGUUUCCACGCAACGGAAGCUUCUACCAACUCUUCAUGGAUGAACACCGAUGUAGCAAACAUCACAAACACCAUCUCAUGGAUAAUCCAAUUGAUAGCUGCCACCAGUGGAAUCCUCCUCAUCAGCACCAUCAUUCAUGUCAUCACCUCCAUCGUCAAGUGCAGUCGCAGACUCAUGUGGCUAGCCAACGCGGUCUUCAACUUCAUCAUCAGUACCUUCCACGCAAUCGCCAAGCUGACCAUCACGGUCAAAGCAAAUAGAUCUAAGUCAUGCUUGGAAAUACAACACAAGAAUAACGAACCACUCAUCACUCUUCGAAUCACCGCCGUCGCCCUGCGAAGCUAUUGUCAGAAAAGGACCGUCUUCUGGAGUCGCGAUUUUUCUCUCACUCAUGAGUUCGUCAUUUCAAAAUGCUUGCAAAUUAAUCCUAAAAAUGAUAGUUUUCAGUUGUACCUGGAGUCACUUGGGUAAUGGACCUGAUACCCGGAAUCCACCCGGAAUCCACCACUAUUUGUGAUUUUAUCUAUCUCACCUACUCUUAUUCCACUCAAUACCGAACUUUUUGAAAAGUGAGCUAUGACUUCAAAUUUUAAUUACUUCAAUUUACUUCUGUGAAAGAGGAAUUAGCAACAUUUUUGUGAUAAGAUAAAAUGAUAGUCAAAAAUUAAUUUUGAAACCCGUUGAAUUUGCCAAAAUAAAGAACUCUUCCAGAUCUAAAUGCUCAUCGUCGGCCUCAAAAGUCUCGCGAGCGCGAGAAUGUUCUCAUGAAAGCAAUGUUUCACGAGAUGAAACAAGCGGAAUCGGCUACCUAAAUCCAGCUUGUUACAUCCGACAGCGCUCCUCCAGAUGUCUUCCAAAACAUCGCCGAUUCGCAAGGAGCUCGCUAAAAAGCUGGACGGAUGCUUGACGCUCAAGGCCUAG
Caenorhabditis sp. 36 PRJEB53466 is the source of this 1963-nucleotide messenger RNA. NCBI's taxonomy places the organism in Eukaryota, Metazoa, Nematoda, Chromadorea, Rhabditida, Rhabditidae. The record is from the annotation of a GenBank genome assembly.